Parathielavia appendiculata is the source of this 714-nucleotide messenger RNA. RefSeq lists its product as uncharacterized. The transcript is spliced from 2 exons. The coding region runs from base 1 to 276 and encodes 91 amino acids. The record is from RefSeq and is a predicted model, not a curated record. Lineage: Eukaryota; Fungi; Ascomycota; Sordariomycetes; Sordariales; Chaetomiaceae.
AUGUCCAUCACCCGCACGCUCAACUGGUACGAGUCGGAGGCCGGCGCCAAGCUCAUCGCUAGCAACAACUGGCAGCUCCAGUCCCAAGACGUUGCUCCCAUCACCCAAAUCUCGUGGACUGAGGAGUAUGCCUUGGGCUGGAUGGCCAAGGUGCCCACCGAUGGCUUCCGCGUCAACAUUCUCGGCAUGUGGCAGCCCUGCAACAAGGGCGAGACGUACGACAUCAACAAUCUCGACUUUUGGGAGAGGUCGAGCAAGCCUGGCGAGCCCGGCUAGCUCGGUGUUGGCAAGAUCAAGUACUCGUAUCCCCAGGUUCCCGGCAUCCACACCAUUGUCGGUGUCAAUAAUGCAUUGACUGGCCGAUUCGAGCCCGUUUUUAUUGAUCGCACCGCCCUGCCCGAGGGCUCCACGGCCAAGUACCAACCCCAGGAGACGGUGACGUGGUGGCUCGAGUCCAACAACCGUACCAGCCAGGUCUUCAGCACUACGAAGUCGGACUCCACCAUGUAUGACUUUAGCAACCCGAGCGACUCUAUCACGAGAGUGUACGAGUGGUUGACAUCGUAUGUUGCCGGCAACUCCAACCCUUCCCUGAGAACCACAUUGUCAAACUCAAAAACAGUGCUUCCGAAAGCUCCCUCAGAGACGCCAUCAAACGUGUCAAGGCGAGCAACACAAAGCACAUUUACCGCUCCGGCCGCUUCAACGGUUUCG